CCCCGUUCUCUUGUAUUAUUCUCACAGUUGCAUAUGUAUUAUUGCAAAAUGGAGAAUAUAAAAUAUAUAUAAAUAUAAUGUGAUAAUACUGCUACAGUGGUUACUCAUUCCCAGAUGAAAGUGCUUAAUCACAAUACAGUCAAUCUGACACAUUACCAAAAAAUAUACAAAUAAAAAUACGUAAAACAAAAUAAAAGUUAUCUAUUGAAAUAUAUCAGUGUUAAUUAUACCAAAUUAAAGAAUGAUUAAUUAGAGAUACAAUAAGGAGAUAAAAUCCAAUAUAAUUUUAUGAUUUAUGACAUAAGAAGAAAACAAAAAAAAUAAUGGCGUGGACAAAUUACCAAAAAUUUCUAGCUCUCCUUAUGGUCGUGACUGGAUCAUUUAAUACUUUGUCUGUCAAAUAUUCAGACAGAUUAAUUGUACCAGGUGCAGAUGGACAACCAAGACAUUUCAACCAUCCAUUUAUCCAGUCAAGUUUUAUGUUUUUAGGAGAAAUGUCUUGUUUAUUGAUUUUUAAAAUCAUAUAUGUUUAUUAUAAUCGUCUUAACGAUGGAUCGGUGGACAGUAAUCGUUUAACAAAAGGCUCAAGAAAUUUUAACCCGUUAAUAUUUGUAAUUCCUGCAUUAUGCGAUAUGAUUGCAACAUCGAUAAUGUACGUGGGAUUAAAUUUAACUUACGCAAGCAGUUUUCAAAUGCUUCGCGGAUCUGUUAUCGUUUUUACGGGUAUUUUAUCAAUGGGAUUCUUGGAUCGUAAACUUGGCACACGAGAAUGGUCAGGAAUUGGGAUGGUGAUAUUUGGUUUAGCUCUUGUUGGAGUAAGUGAUUUAUUAAUAUCAGAACAAACGAUGGAUAAAAAUUCUAUCAUAACUGGUGAUUUACUCAUUAUUUCUGCUCAAGUGAUAACAGCUGUGCAAAUGGUAGUUGAAGAAAAGUUUUUAUCCGGAUUAGACAUUCCACCACUUCAAGCUGUUGGGUGGGAGGGAAUUUUUGGUUUCCUUGGAAUUGUUUUAGCUAUAAUUCCAUUUAAUUAUAUAAAAGCUGAUCCUCCAUUCGCUGACAAUUCACAAGGAACACUUGAAGCACCUAUCGAUGCAUUUAUUCAAAUUGGAAACAGUGGCAGACUGUUCAUGUCCAUCAUAGGUAUUAUGUUGAGUAUUGCAUUCUUUAAUUUUGCUGGAAUCAGUGUAACUAAGGAAAUGAGCGCUACUACACGAAUGAUCCUUGAUAGUAUAAGAACUAUCACCAUUUGGAUAUUUUCAAUUAUAUUUCAAUGGCAAGAACUUCAUUACGUCUCCACUACUAUUCAAUUAUUUGGAUUCACCAUUUUAUUAAUUGGAACUUCAUUUUAUAACAACGUGUUGAUUCCACAAUUAUUACGAAAAUGUCAAUCGAGACUUGGAAGACACCGACCACCACGUACUGAUGAAGUUCGAGUGAUAAAUCCGACGAAUGGUGACCAAGAUAUCGAAGAUAAUCGAUAAAAUAAAUCAACUAUUAAAUAAAUGCAUAUUUCUAUAAGAAAAAAAAAUGUAUUUUAUAUAAAUGAAAAUUUUUUAUAUUUCAUUGAUAUUAAUUUCAUAAUUGUUAUAUGAAUUCAAGACUGUAAAUGAAAAUCUCUUUUCUUAUCAAAUAAUUCGUGAUUCCAAUGUUUAGAUUUUAUUCUUGGUAGUCAAGUACUUUUUUGCCACUUAUUUUUCGACUUAUGUUGUAUUUAAACGUUUGGAAGUUUAAAUUUGAAUAAAGUUAUUUCAUAUGUGUAUGUUGAUUAAC
Cotesia glomerata is the source of this 1770-nucleotide messenger RNA. RefSeq names its product solute carrier family 35 member F6 (gene Tango9). Gene Ontology annotation, cellular component: Golgi membrane; intracellular membrane-bounded organelle. The transcript has 7 exons. Bases 324 to 1481 code for a protein of 385 amino acids. The record is from RefSeq and is a predicted model, not a curated record. Gene Ontology annotation, biological process: pyrimidine nucleotide-sugar transmembrane transport. Gene Ontology annotation, molecular function: pyrimidine nucleotide-sugar transmembrane transporter activity. NCBI's taxonomy places the organism in Eukaryota, Metazoa, Arthropoda, Insecta, Hymenoptera, Braconidae.